UCCAUCGGAACAAUUAUUUAUUUCAGUUCAGGGUUCCUCGUCUCUUUUUUUUUUGAAAAAGAAUAAAAAAAGGGGGAGGGUGUGGGGAGAAAUGACAAGAAGAUAUUGGAACAUAAAUUUGGAAGAGAUGAUGGAGGCAGGAGUUCAUUUUGGUCAUGGUACUAGGAAAUGGAAUCCUAAAAUGGCGCCUUAUAUCUCGGCAAAGCGUAAGGGUAUUCAUAUUACAAAUCUUACUAGAACUGCUCGUUUUUUAUCAGAAGCUUGUGAUUUAGUUUUUGACGCAGCAAGUAGGGGAAAACAAUUCUUAAUUGUUGGUACCAAAAAUAAAGCAGUUGAUUCAGUAGAGUGGGCUGCAAUAAGGGCCCGGUGUCAUUAUGUUAAUAAAAAAUGGCUUGGCGGUAUGUUAACGAAUUGGUCCACUACAGAAACAAGACUUCAUAAGUUCAGGGACUUGAGAAUGGAACAAAAAACAAGGAGACUCAAUCGUCUCCCGAAAAGAGAUGCAACUAUGUUGAAAAGACAAUUAUCUCGCUUGCAAACAUAUCUGGGCGGGAUUAAAUAUAUGACAGGGGUACCCGAUAUUGUAAUCAUCGUUGAUCAGCACGAAGAAUAUACGGCCCUGCGAGAGUGUAUUACUUUAGGAAUUCCAACAAUUUGUUUAACCGAUACAAAUUGUGACCCCGAUCUCGCAGAUAUUUCAAUUCCAGCGAAUGAUGACGCCAUAUCCUCAAUCCGAUUAAUUCUUAACAAAUUAGUAUUCGCAAUUUGUGAGGGUCGUUCUAGCUAUAUAAGAAAUCCUUGAUUAAUAAUAACAUAAUAAGAUAAAUAACUUACUUCAGAAAUCCCUUAUGGAAUCGCUUACUAUUUCUGAAUUUCAAAAAAGAG
Lycium barbarum (goji berry) is the source of this 885-nucleotide messenger RNA. RefSeq names its product small ribosomal subunit protein uS2c-like. Gene Ontology annotation, molecular function: structural constituent of ribosome. Gene Ontology annotation, cellular component: mitochondrial small ribosomal subunit; ribosome. The transcript has a single exon. NCBI's taxonomy places the organism in Eukaryota, Viridiplantae, Streptophyta, Magnoliopsida, Solanales, Solanaceae. Bases 92 to 802 code for a protein of 236 amino acids. The record is from RefSeq and is a predicted model, not a curated record. Gene Ontology annotation, biological process: translation.